AAAAAGGGAAAGAAGAUGAUGAUUAUAUGUGAGCAGAUAGUCUUGUUAUUUUCUGGCUUUUGUGGGAUUGCAAUGGGAGCAUUUCCUAGCAGUGUGCAAAUAGGUGGACUUUUCAUUCGAAAUACAGAUCAGGAAUAUACUGCUUUUCGAUUAGCGAUUUUUCUUCAUAACACCAGCCCCAAUGAGUCGGAAGCACUUUUUAAUUUGGUUCCUCAUGUGGACAACAUAGAAACUGCUAACAGCUUUGCUGUGACAAAUGCCUUUUGCUCUCAGUAUUCAAGGGGAGUAUUUGCCAUCUUUGGACUGUACGACAAGAGAUCAGUACACACUUUGACCUCAUUCUGCAGCGCUUUGCACAUCUCCCUCAUAACGCCAAGUUUUCCAACAGAGGGAGAAAGCCAGUUUGUAUUACAGCUGAGACCAUCUUUACGAGGUGCUCUUUUGAGUUUACUCGAUCACUAUGGGUGGAACCAUUAUGUCUUUCUGUACGACACAGACAGGGGAUAUUCAGUACUUCAAGCUAUUAUGGAAAAAGCUGGUCAAAAUGGAUGGCAAGUUAGCGCAAUAUGUGUGGAAAAUUUUAAUGAUGCCAGUUAUAGACGUUUAUUAGAAGACUUGGAUCGAAGGCAGGAGAAUAAAUUUGUAAUAGACUGUGAAGUUGAAAGGCUUCAAAACAUCCUAGAACAGAUUGUGAGUGUCGGGAAACAUGUCAAAGGUUAUCAUUACAUCAUUGCAAACCUGGGAUUUAAGGACAUUUCACUUGACAGAUUCAUGCAUGGUGGAGCUAAUGUUACUGGAUUCCAACUGGUAGAUUUUAAUACUCCAAUAGUGACUGAACUAAUGCAACGAUGGAAGACUCUUGACCAAAGGGAGUACCCAGGAUCGGAAACACCGCCAAAGUAUACAUCAGCUUUGACUUAUGAUGGGGUACUUGUAAUGGCAGAAGCUUUUCGUAACCUACGAAGACAAAAAAUUGAUCUAUCAAGAAGAGGAAAUGCAGGUGAUUGUCUAGCAAGCCCAGCUGCUCCUUGGGGUCAAGGGAUUGACAUGGAGAGGACCCUUAAACAGGUUCGAAUCCAGGGUUUAACAGGAAAUGUACAGUUUGACCAUUAUGGGCGUAGAGUAAACUACACAAUGGAUGUUUUGGAAUUGAAGAGUACAGGUCUCAGAAAGAUUGGAUACUGGAAUGAUAUAGAUAAACUGGUUUUAAUUCAGCAUGAACCUCUGUUUAGAAAUGACUCGGUUAUUGAAAACCGAACUAUAGUCGUCACCACAAUAUUGGAAUCUCCUUAUGUAAUGUAUAAGAAAAACCAUGAACAGCUGACUGGAAAUGAUAAAUUUGAAGGCUAUUGUGUAGAUUUGGCAUAUGAAAUUGCAAGACACAUUGGUAUCAAUUAUAAAAUUGCCAUUGUUCCUGAUGGAAAAUACGGAGCGAGGGAUUCAGAAACCAAAAUUUGGAAUGGGAUGGUUGGAGAACUUGUAUAUGGGAAAGCAGAAAUUGCUGUUGCACCUUUAACUAUUACCUUGGUACGGGAAGAGGUCAUUGAUUUUUCAAAGCCUUUUAUGAGUUUAGGGAUAUCUAUAAUGAUUAAGAAGCCCCAGAAGUCUAAACCAGGAGUUUUCUCAUUUUUGGACCCUUUGGCAUAUGAGAUUUGGAUGUGCAUUGUUUUUGCCUAUAUUGGUGUCAGUGUGGUGCUUUUCCUGGUAAGCAGAUUUAGCCCUUAUGAGUGGCAUACAGAAGAACCAGAAGAUGGUAAAGAAGGACCCAGCGAUCAGCCUCCCAAUGAAUUUGGUAUAUUUAAUAGCCUCUGGUUCUCUCUUGGGGCCUUCAUGCAACAAGGAUGUGAUAUAUCACCAAGAUCUCUCUCAGGUCGCAUUGUUGGAGGUGUGUGGUGGUUCUUUACUCUGAUUAUAAUAUCAUCUUAUACUGCAAACCUGGCUGCUUUCCUGACUGUUGAGAGGAUGGUAUCACCAAUAGAGAGUGCAGAAGACCUUGCCAAACAAACAGAAAUAGCAUAUGGAACACUUGAUGCAGGGUCAACAAAAGAGUUCUUCAAAAGAUCCAAAAUUGCAGUUUAUGAAAAGAUGUGGCUCUACAUGAAAUCAGCUGAGCCAUCAGUAUUUACAAAAACGACAGCAGAAGGAGUAGCACGGGUUCGGAAAUCUAAGGGCAAGUUUGCCUUUCUUCUGGAAUCAACAAUGAAUGAGUACAUCGAACAACGAAAACCUUGUGAUACAAUGAAAGUUGGAGGCAACUUGGAUUCGAAAGGAUAUGGAGUGGCAACGCCUAAGCAUUCAUUAUUAAGAACUCCUGUAAACCUUGCCGUUUUGAAACUCAGUGAGGCAGGCGUCUUAGACAAGCUGAAAAACAAAUGGUGGUACGAUAAAGGUGAAUGUGGACCCAAGGACUCUGGAAGUAAGGACAAGACGAGUGCGUUAAGCCUGAGCAACGUUGCUGGUGUUUUCUACAUUCUUGUUGGAGGACUCGGCUUGGCAAUGCUGGUGGCUUUGAUAGAAUUCUGUUACAAGUCAAGGGCAGAGGCGAAAAGAAUGAAGCUGACCUUUUCUGAAGCCAUAAGAAACAAAGCCAGAUUAUCCAUUACGGGGAGUGUAGGAGAAAACGGACGUGUUUUGACUCCCGACUGCCCGAAGGCUGUUCACACUGGGACUGCAAUUAGACAAAGUUCAGGAUUGGCUGUAAUUGCAUCGGAUCUACCAUAAAAACCAAAUAAUUUA
Messenger RNA from Bombina bombina (fire-bellied toad), 2736 nucleotides. It is a transcript of the gene GRIA4, whose product is annotated as glutamate ionotropic receptor AMPA type subunit 4. Gene Ontology annotation, biological process: modulation of chemical synaptic transmission; monoatomic ion transport; synaptic transmission, glutamatergic. Gene Ontology annotation, molecular function: AMPA glutamate receptor activity; transmitter-gated monoatomic ion channel activity involved in regulation of postsynaptic membrane potential. Gene Ontology annotation, cellular component: plasma membrane; dendritic spine; AMPA glutamate receptor complex. Lineage: Eukaryota; Metazoa; Chordata; Amphibia; Anura; Bombinatoridae. The record is from RefSeq and is a predicted model, not a curated record. Bases 16 to 2721 code for a protein of 901 amino acids. The transcript is spliced from 16 exons.